This is a messenger RNA of Plodia interpunctella (Indianmeal moth), 1497 nucleotides long. RefSeq lists its product as uncharacterized. The record is from RefSeq and is a predicted model, not a curated record. The coding region runs from base 11 to 1357 and encodes 448 amino acids. Lineage: Eukaryota; Metazoa; Arthropoda; Insecta; Lepidoptera; Pyralidae. The transcript is spliced from 2 exons.
AAUGGGGUAAAUGCAACAGUAUCUCUCGGUACACAACACAACACAGACCACAAUGUUCAAGCUGGUGGUGUUGUCCGUCUUCCUGGCCGCAGCGACUGCCAAGCCCAGCGCCAUCGCUCCCUGGGGCCUAGGCCUGGCCGGUCUAGGAGCGCCACUCCUGGGAGCCCAUUUGGCUGCUCCCCUCGCGCCUGUUGUCAGCGCUCCAGUACUUGGCGCUUACAACUACAGAGGCCCCCUGUCUUUGGGUCCAGGCCAACCUGCAAACAUUGUGGCAGCUGACGGCAGACCCCUGGACACCCUUAGUGUAAACUUGGACCGCGCCGCCCACUACACCGCGAGAGCCGUAGAUGGAGCUCACGGAAUUGGCCUUGGACUUGGUCACAUCCUGAGGAAACGCUCGGCCCCUCUGCUGGCUCCCGCCAGCGCUUGGUCCCACACCGCUCGUGUUGAUUGGCCCGCUGCACGCCUGGCUGCUCCUUGGGGCGCUCCCCUGGGUGUUGCUCCCUUAGCGCACGCCGGAGUCCUAGGUCCCGCGGGAGUCCUAGGUAACGCGGGUUUGUUGGCGCGCCCUGCCCUCCUAGGACAUGGUGCUUUGGGUCUUUGGUUGUAUGGGCAUCAGUCGUUUCCAAGAACAACUUAUUCCACAAUGUUCAAACUUGUAGUAUUGUGUGCUUUCCUGGCCGUCGGGGCCGCGGAGCCGGAGCCCGAGCCCAAGCCCGGCACCUUCAUCGCAGCGCCCUUCCAGACUUAUGCCGCCACCGCCGUGCUCUCCCCGUCCACCACCACCAUCACCAAGCAGGCCAGCAGUGUCGUGCACCCAUCUCCUUACUACGUGUCAUCACCUCUGGUCUACUCGCAUUUCAUCAAGAAACGAUCUCCGUCUCCAGGGGCUUUCUCUUACAUCGCACCUUCAGCAUACUCCGUGCCAACCUACGGUGCCUACCCCCUGCCCUAUGCCGGCGCUUACGCAGCCCCUCUGUACAAUUCUGCUCCUAUUCUGCCAGCUGCCGCAGCGCUGCCUUACGCCACAACUCAUCUGAUCAAGAAGAGGUCCGCGCCCCUAUUCCCCUCGAGUUACAUCGCGCCCGCCAGUUAUGCCGCCACAACCCCAUAUUUGGCAUCCACCUAUAGCGCUCCUGUUUACACUGCCCCUGUGCUCUCCCAGCCCAUAAUCUCCCAGCCUCUGCUCUCAACCCACUUCAUCAAGAAGCGUUCUGCUCCCAUUUUUCCCGCCGUAAGCACCUACUUGGCUCCAUCAUCUUACUCCCACCAGUCCAGGAUUGACCUCCAAUCUGCUGGUCCCCUGUACACCUACCCAGCGUACUCCCAGCCUAUUGCCUACUCUCAUGUGUAUUAGAGUAUUAACACAGUAUAAAUACUGCAUGAUGUAAUAAGACUGUAAAUCCUAAAUUUCAUUAUACCCAGAAAUAGAAAUCUGUAUGUAAAUACCCACAACCAUUUAGGUGAUAAUUGAAAUAAAUUACAUUUUGUACAUUA